This is a messenger RNA of Symbiodinium necroappetens, 471 nucleotides long. The record is from the annotation of a GenBank genome assembly. NCBI's taxonomy places the organism in Eukaryota, Dinophyceae, Suessiales, Symbiodiniaceae.
GCACAGAUCGCUGGAGUUGCCGCAUCCCAGCUUGCCCGCGUUUUGCAGAAGCACGGCGAAAGGCAUCGAAGGCGUCGAGCUGUCAACACCGAGGCCAAGCAAGUGGCGGCAUCUGUCGACGCCUCCAUCUGGGCCCUCGGCAUGAUCUGCGAGCACCAGGAGAAGAACGUCGGAGGCGACUCUACUGGGGCCUGGCAGAUGUGGCUGUCUCACAUGCCUCCGCGCUACGACAAGGAGAUUGGCCAGAAGGCCAGCGCGCAGCUCCUUGAGCUCGUGGUCAAAAACCACCCGGUAGUGACGGCGCCUGAGCAGCUGCCCAGAGUUCUCGCGAUUUUUGCAGACGUCUACAAGUCCAAGAACUCGAAUUCCGUUCUAGACAAGGAAAUGGCGUCUGCAGUGGCGCGAGCUGGGGAGGGGCACGGCUCCCGAUCUUAUGCUAAAACUUGUGCUUCAUUCCUCCGGGGUGCAUAG